UGUUCUCCAUCCUCCCAGAAUCCGGCCUCGCUCCCCACCCCUCUGGCCUCCGCCUGCGCACCGAGGCUCUGCCCUCUGUCCUUCGGCGAAGGAGUGGAGUUUGACCCUUUACCACCGACGGAAGUAAGGUACACCUCCUCGGUCAAGUACGACUCAGACCGGCACUUCAUCGACGACGUCCGCCUGCCCCUGGGCCUGGCCGUGGCCUCCUGCAGCCAGACGGUCACCUGCAUCCCCAACUGCACGUGGCGCAGCUACAAGGCCGAGCUGCGCUUCGAGCCCCGGCACAAGGCCACCCGCUUCCUCAGCACCACCAUCAUCUACCCCAAGUGCCCCAAGACCGUCUACACCACCACCCUGGAUUACAACUGCCGCAAGACGCUGAGGAGGUUCCUGUCCAGCGUGGAGCUCGAGGCCUCGGAGUUCCCGGGCGGCGGGGAUUACCUCUCGGACGAGUGCUGGCUGGGCGGGCUGCUGGGCCCGGCCAGCUCCUCCGCCGCCCUGGUCUCCGCCCUGGUCACCGCGGGCCCCGCUGCCCUCCAGUCUCACUCGUGCCCCCAGGAAUCUAACCUAGAGACACCUCUAAGCCCGGCCUGGGGAAGAGAAAAUGUCACGGCAUCUUAGAGUGAUCGAGAGAAUUGGGUUUUUAAAAAUGCUUUGUUUUGAAAAGGAGUGUCUUUCUAGUUUGCUGCUGUGCACUUUCCCCCAGAGUCUCAAUCUGAUGAGAAAACAGAGAGACGACUAGAGCGACGGGAAAAGGGCCACGGUGUGAACCAGGGAGGGGAGCGCCUCUCCGGGGGACUGUCGGUCUGAGAAAGAGGAGGAGAAGGCCUCUGAUGGAAGCAGUGAGUGUGGCGGGGUUUCAGCCCCGGCCCUCGCUGCGGGAAGCGGCGCUCGCUCCGGGCCUGGGACGCCCAUGUGGGCCCAAUCUGUGCAGAGCCGAGUCCAUGCCAUGUUCUCUUUCCGUUCCCACUUCUAUUUCCUGCUAACCCAAAGCCUGGGGUUCUCUCGGUCUUUUUCACGACAUCAAAAAGCCCCAAACCGCAGAAUAGGAAUUUUUUUUUUAAAGAAAGGGAAGGCUCGUCCUGUGUUCACCUCCUCCCUUGGGCCAGGUGGACGAUGGCGGAGUCUGGAGGCAGGGGCUUCGCCCCGGUCCCUCUGGUCACUCCUGAGCCCAGGCCCUGACAAAGUGCCUCGCACCCUUGGCAUCUGGUGACGUCGCCACAGGCUUGUGUAUUUGGGGCUCCCAAAUACUUUCCUAUUUUUUCACAAGGCAAAACAGCAGAGAGAAGCGGCAUUUGAAAAGAGUGCUUGAGAGAAACGCUUUCGGGGACUCCACCAGGGGGCUUCACCCAGGACCUGACCCCACCUGGGGGCAGAUGUCUGUUUCUGGUGACCUGGUCCAUCAGGAUGGGUGCCCCCCCAGGGCCCCUGGGUCAGCUGCACUCGGCCUCCACUGUGUCCACAUUGCAGAGGAAUUCCACCAGUGCCUUAGGUCUAAGCCGAAAGCAAGGAAACCCCCCCCCACCUCGACCGCCCCCGCCUCCUGUGAAGCAAAAGGUGAAGUCAAAGUAGGGCCUGAUGCCCCAAGUCCAAUUCCAAAACCUGGGCCUGGGUGCUGUUGUGACGGUUCCAUUCCCUUAAGUGUUCAUUUUAGUGUAAGGGACACAGCACUGAGUGUGAACUGAAGAAAGAAACUUCGUGAAUUCAGCUGAACUGGCCUCAGAAGCAGGGGCGGUGGCUGGGCCAGGAGGGUGCAGGGGGCCAGGCUGCCUCUGCCUUCACCCCCUGCCCGCCCUGCCUCACCCCAACCCUUACUUCUUCCUGCCAAUCCCUGAGGUUUCUGAGUGAAGAAAGUGGCAGAUGGCUUUUUCUCUCCCGGUGCUGGAAAGAACAAACGCUGACUAUUUCCUCUGACUACAUCCAAAUUGUCAAGUGCCUGAGGGUUACAGAGCACGGUUAGCUUGGGCUCCCGCUGUUUCUGCUGAUGGCUUUGUCCAUCGGCCCUGCAAGCAGAAUUGAUAGCUGUGUGGGCACCUGGAGCCACAGCAGGGACUUCUGUUCUGAGGAGAGCAGGUGUGAGCAGGAGAGAUGAUGAUCACACCCAUUUAAAGUCCUUGGAGGCCUAUGGAGCCAAAUUGUCUGGUGUCCUCCUCAUGUUUAACCAUGUGUGGUCGGUGGUGCUCCUAGCUGAUUGCAAGCAUCCCCCCGCCCCCAGCCUGUGGAGCCUGCAGGGGGCGGGACCUUCCUGAGUUUGCCAGGGUGGGGCCGGGGGAGGGGGGUGUCCCCUCUGGGGCCCUACAGUCUCCUUAGUCACGCUGAGCAACAAAUGCUUCCUGUGUUUGGAAAAGCAAAUGGCAUGGCAUUUAUGAGAAAUAUGGAUUUCUCUCUCCAAUUCCAUAGUCUUAUCAUGUAAGACACAUGGUAAAUGUGAUUUUUAAAUUAUGUUAAGAGAAUUCCCAAGGCUUUGCUCUGGCCCAAUGGGGACAACUUGAGUGAGCUCAGGACACCGUCGUGGGCAGCCCGUCAGGAGAGGCGGGGGCUGGAGAGCAGGGCUGUAGGCACAGCCCGUGCUGAGACGUCCACGUGGGAUUUCAUUUUAGGGGCAUUGGGUUAAGUUCAGGCAAGUCAUUCUAGGUGGGGAGAGAAUCGGAAUGAUAUCCGGAAAGUAAGUAGAAGUGAGCGGUUGUGAAUGUGUAAUGCACAUGGAAAAGCAGGUUUUAUUUUAAGUUAUUCACUAGGGAACCGACUGGAGUUCUUCCUCAUCCUUUUCCCUCAAACCUGCUUGGCUGAACGUAGCAGCAAAGCAAUCACGUGAAGACGCAGUGGGACACUCGGGGCGGCUGAAUGACACCGGUGGAUGGUGGGUUCCUGUUGGUUUGCAAGGCGGAAGCAGCGCUUUCUAAAACUCACUCGUUAAAACCAAACAUUCCUGAGCGCACCUGGGAGACACCGUUUCCUUAUGAAUCAACGUCUUUUUCCUCAGGCUCUUGAGUGAUGGCUUUCAUGUAAGAAGGAUGAUUGGUGUUUUCAGAAAAGAAGUUGUUUUAUUUCCAUGACCUUUUAAGAAUGAGUGAUGGCCUGGUCAUUGGAUGCUUUCCUGUUUCUAACCUUAGGAAACCCAGGACAGCAUUGGACAAAAGCUGUUUUUUAAAUUUAUCUUUGACCUCUGUUCCCCUCCAUUUCGCUUUGUGACUUCUUCAUUUAACAAUAAAUUAUCUUUUAAAAAAAAAA
Messenger RNA from Myotis brandtii (Brandt's bat), 3234 nucleotides. RefSeq names its product family with sequence similarity 101, member B (gene RFLNB). The transcript is spliced from 2 exons. The record is from RefSeq and is a predicted model, not a curated record. Gene Ontology annotation, cellular component: actin filament bundle. Gene Ontology annotation, molecular function: filamin binding. Gene Ontology annotation, biological process: negative regulation of bone mineralization involved in bone maturation; skeletal system morphogenesis; actin filament bundle organization. The annotation marks the transcript as partial. Lineage: Eukaryota; Metazoa; Chordata; Mammalia; Chiroptera; Vespertilionidae.